AUGGACGCCUCCAAACCUCCUUUAGGGAGAAGGAUGAAGCCACGCGCCCCCCCUCCUCCCCAGGCUCCUCAGGCUCCUCAGGCUCCGCAGCCUGCCCCGCGGCGUCUGCUCCGUGUUGCUGAUUCCCAGGAUGGGGCCGGUGACAGAGAGAUGAAGGAGAACAUGCUGAGUAGAACUGUGGAGCUACGCCUGACACUGCCCACAGGACAUCAGACCACUGUCACUGAGGAUGGAAGCAAAGCGCUGAUGGACGUUCUGGUGGAGCUGUGCAGCUGUUACCACCUGAACCCCUCUCUACACACACUGGAGCUGUUCACACCUGAAGGCCAGUCUUUGGGCUUCAAGCCCAACGUGCUGCUGGGGUCUCUCAAUGUUGCCUGUGUCCUCAUCAAAGAGAAAGUGCUGGAGGAGAGACAAGUACGCCGGUCUGCACCCAAAGUACCUGAAAAAACAGUGCGUUUGCUGGUGAAUUAUCAUGGCAGUCAGAAGGCCGUUGUGCGGGUGAACCCACUGCUGCCGCUACAGGAGCUCGUCCCCAUCGUCUGUGACAAGUGUGAAUUUGACCCUGCGCUUGUCGUGCUGCUAAAGGAUAGCAUCAGUCGCCAAAAGUUACCACUGGACGAGACUUUGUCCACUCUGGGAAUCAAGGAGCUUUAUGUGCACGACAAAAGCCUAGUCCUCCAGCCUAAAAUGGCUUCAGCACCUGCACUUAACUUAACAGACUGCCUGCGCUAUAGUACUAACAGUUUGGCCAGAGCAGAGAAGAAAGGUCUUCUGGGAAUGUUUCAAUUUGGCAGGAGGAAAUCUAAGGCUUUGUCAUCUAUGUAUGGGUCACAGUUUUCUGAAGAGAGACUUCCCAUGAGCCAGUCACAUUCAGCCAUGAACAUCUCUAGGACCUCUCCUAAAGCUGACGCCAAGAAGAGGAGAGCCCCCGCCCCACCUGGCAUCCCUAGUCACUCUACUGAGCACUUGAACUCUGAUGCAAAUAUGAUGGGUCUUGGCUCUGACACUGAGCAGCGAAAAAGGAAAGCUCCUGCGCCACCACCAACACCCCCGUCGCUUUCUUAUGAUUCUGAGGAUUUCUCUGCCACAGCCACACCUGUGAGCCAACACAAUCAAGCUAUCGCCUCAGAGUCAACCACGCUCACCACCACUGUUGAAAUAGAUGCUAUCAAACCAGUAACACCCUCAACAGUCCAUCUCAAACAAUCUGCCAUAUGUCUGGAAAUCAGAUCUUCCACACCAAGCAGUAUCACCUCUGACAGCCUCAUCGCCCAAGACUCAAGCUCUGAACUCAGUCCAAGCCUUGAAGAAUCCGAUGCUUCUUCUCAGACAGAGAAAUCAGAAGGUUCCACCAAUAUUUCGGCCAGUGACAUGACGACGGCCAGCAGCUCUAGGUCUGACACUGUGUCAGCUAUGAAUCUUAAAAUGGAGGAGACGAAGAACAACAGACACAGUGGAGUUGCUUGGCUUCAGUCCAUGCAAAGCACUGUAGCCAAUGAUCAAGGUAAAGAGAUGUCUCCAGAGGAAACUGUGUCUUUGGGCAGUAGCAGCAGUGGCAUGAGCUUAGCAGACCCUGGAGAAGACUCUGGCCUGGUGAGCUCUCCCUCCGAGACACAAACCACAUCCCCAGAUGGGAGUCUAUCUCUGGAUGGAAGCACAGGAGGAGAGAGGCGCGUGGGAACAGCCACCGACAAUUUCAGUGACAGCGAUGAGGGGUCUUGGGGAUCCCGACACAGAAGAAGAGAUGUUCCCCCACAUCCUAAAACAGACAAGCUCAAGCAGCCGGAUCUGUCAGCUCAGCUUCACCAGACGUUGGCAGAUUUAGAGUCAUCUCUUGCAGACAGUAAUGAAGUUCCAUUUUCUAUAGUGGAUCAUGAUGUGCCAGUAACAACCAUAGAUGAAGUCUUGCCUGAUGAAGGGUUCUGGGCAGAGUCUAUUGCUAACAAAGCCUCCAACUACAGUGAUGAGCUUCAUAAUAGAAACAAUAACGCUCAUACUGCCACUGAGACGAAUAAGGGCGCCACAAGUGACAAGUUCAAACUUGUGCAGCAACAAAGUCCAAGCCCCUCUCCCAUCUGCCAUGAGCUCCUGACAGAUAAACCCCCUACAGACCUGAAGAAUGGACACCAACAGCAGGCGCUGAAAAAUCCAGACACUACAUCACCUUCAGACUUCCCUAAAACAGACAAGAUACCUUCAUUGACAGUAACAGAGUCCCCUGGAUCGCCAGAAGAGACAGUGUUUGGGCCGAUAAAGAAGUUCAAACCAGUCAUCUGUAAAUCAGUGGAGAAGGAGACCUCUCUACACAGCAGUCUCAUGGAGGCCAUACAGAGUGGAGGUGGCAAAGAUAGACUCAAGAAGAUUCCCAUUUCUGGGGCGAAUGUCAAAACGCUGUCUUAUGUUGAAGAGGAGAAUGAGAGAUGUGCUUUAAUGGCAGCCAUCAGAGCCCAGGGCAACAGCGGAAGGCUAAGAAAGACCAAAUCUGGAGCUGCUGAGGAGCUGGAAAAUGUCCGAAAGACUGCCUUUGAUGUGAACAGUAGUGGCCAGAUUUCUUCAAUGCCACCUUCUCCUCAGUCCAUGGUCCCUUCACCAAUGGCACCUGCACCGCCCCCUCCAGUCCUUCCAGCGCCAAAGCCUUUCACCCUGUCACAACCAAAUAUGAACUCUGCCGUGGCAAGGGAGGCCAUGCUGGAGGCCAUCCGCACUGGAUCAGCUGCAGAGAAGCUAAAAAAGGUCGCUGUGCCCGCAAAGACAGUCCAAGUGAACGGAAGACUGGGAACAAUCAAGGCGACGUCCUCCACUGCAUCAUAG
This is a messenger RNA of Knipowitschia caucasica, 2814 nucleotides long. NCBI's taxonomy places the organism in Eukaryota, Metazoa, Chordata, Actinopteri, Gobiiformes, Gobiidae. The record is from the annotation of a GenBank genome assembly.